Molecule: messenger RNA, 483 nt
Organism: Girardinichthys multiradiatus
Lineage: Eukaryota; Metazoa; Chordata; Actinopteri; Cyprinodontiformes; Goodeidae
Product: ribonuclease H-like
Exons: 1
Coding region: 1-483 (160 amino acids)
Molecular function (GO): nucleic acid binding; RNA-DNA hybrid ribonuclease activity
Source: RefSeq, a predicted model, not a curated record
AUGGCCUACUGGGGGUUUAUUCUCAAACAGCACGGUCAAGAGAGGUGCCGCCAUAAAGGUAAAACUCUCGGUAGUGCACAGGCAGGAGAAGUGACAGCAGUGCUGGAGGGAAUGUUGGAGUUGAUGAAGAGAAGAAUCAAAAGAGCAAAGAUAAUCACAGACAGCCACUACUGUGCACAAGCCUUGAACGAAGACUUAUCCAUUUGGGAAGAGAAUGGAUUUGAAAGCGCCAAAGGAAAGUUAGUGGCCCAUCACGAUCUGUGGAAGAAGGUUGUCGAGUUGAGAAUGAGUCUGGAGCUUGAAGUGGAGCACCAGAAGGCUCAUACCCGAGAAGGGGCUCACCGGUGUGGAAACGAUGAGGUGGAUCGCUAUGUUCAACAGAGAAAAGUUGUCUUUGUCGGGAUCGAGAAGUGGGACAGAAUGCCACAAGGACGGGCGGUCCCUGAAGAGUACGUGGAUGAGGUGGUACGGGAGCGUGCAUGA